Molecule: messenger RNA, 4948 nt
Organism: Monopterus albus (swamp eel)
Lineage: Eukaryota; Metazoa; Chordata; Actinopteri; Synbranchiformes; Synbranchidae
Gene: thoc2
Product: THO complex 2
Exons: 38
Coding region: 134-4861 (1575 amino acids)
Biological process (GO): mRNA export from nucleus; mRNA processing
Cellular component (GO): THO complex part of transcription export complex
Molecular function (GO): mRNA binding
Source: RefSeq, a predicted model, not a curated record
AAGAUACACUAUACUCAUGGAAUGCGAAGGACCGCAAAGUCUAUGGUCUGUGUUAACAAAGCUUCAGAGCCAGUCCCACCAUGCAACAGUGAGCUAGCAGUAGCUAGCCACCACAUUUGACUCUGUGUGUACAAUGAUCAACUACACAUCCGGACUGAGUGUAUGGAAGAUGGCGACACUUAUCCUCCCUGUUGAAUGGAUCAAAAACUGGGAAAAAUCAGGAAAACACGAGUUUGUACAACUUUGCAAAGAACUUGCACAGAAGAAAGAUCAUGGAUGUGAGAUCCGGGAUAUACAGGCCGCCUUUUACGAGAUCUGCUGGCAAGUUGUCCAGGGGAACCUGAAGUCGGAUCUUGUCGUUAGUGUCCUUGCAGACACGAUGGAACUCAGAGAAGACAUGACAUCAAUUUUAGCUGAUGUUUUCAGUGUACUAGAUUUAGAGACUGGUGCACUGGAAGACAAAAAUAAACGUGACCAUUACACACAACUGGUAGGAGCAUGUUUGUUUUUUGUUCCUGAGGCCAUCCUGAAAGAGAGGCUGGAUCCAGAAACUCUUGAAUCUCUUGGACUUAUAAAACAAGCCCAUCAGUUCAAUCAGAAGAUUGUAAAAAUCAAGACUAAACUAUUCUACAAGCAACAGAAAUUUAACUUGCUAAGGGAGGAGAAUGAGGGCUAUGCCAAACUAAUCACCGAGCUUGGCCAAGACCUGUCAGGCAACAUCACCAGCCGCCUUGUCCUGGAGAGCAUCAAGUCCCUCAUAGGAUGCUUCAACUUAGACCCUAAUCGCGUCUUGGACAUAAUCCUGGAGGUGUAUGAGAGUCGAUCUGACCAAGAUGAGUUCUUCCUGUCUCUCAUCGAGUCCUACAUGUGUGAACCACUCACGCUUUGCCACAUCCUGGGAUUCAAGUUCAAAUUCUACCAGGAGCCCAAUGAGGAAACCCCCAAGUCUCUUUACCACAUUGCUGCUGCUCUGCUUCAUCACAACCUGAUAGAGCUGGAAGAUCUCUAUGUGCAUCUUAUGCCACUAGAUAACGUCAUCACAGAGGAACACAAACGAGACAUCUCAGAGGCCAAGCAGAUUGCUCGCAAGCUGGUGAUGGUUGUGUUGUCCUCAGAGAAAAGUGAUGAUAAAGAAAAGGACAAAGAGAAGGAGGAGGAGAAAAAUGAGAAGCCGCCUGAUAACCAGAAACUUGGUCUGUUGGAAGCGCUGCUUAGAAUUGGAGACUGGCCCCAUGCCCAGAGUAUUAUGGACCAGAUGCCUUCCUUCUAUGCUACUUCUCACAAGACUAUUGCACUGGCACUCUGCCAGCUUCUGCACCUGACUGUGGAGCCUCUUUACAGAAGGGCUGGUGUGCCUAAAGGGGCAAGGGGAUGUAUAAUGCGCCCUCUGAGGAACACGCGGGCCCCUCGGCCUGCAGAGAGCUUUGAAGACCUGCGGAGGGACACGUUCAGUAUGCUCUGCUACCUGGGCCCUCACCUCUCUCAUGACCCUAUCCUCUUUGCCAAAAUUGUGCGACUGGGCAAGGCCUUCAUGAAAGAGUACCAAAGUGAAGGGAGAACUGAUGUCAAAGACAAAAUGGAAACACUGUUGAGUUGUUUCCUGAGCAUUGCAGACCAGGUGCUACUCCCUUCUCUCUCCCUGAUGGAGUGUAAUGCUUGCAUGUCUGAGGAACUGUGGGGGCUCUUCAAGCUUUUUCCCUACCAGCACAGUUUUUUUUUGUUUUCUCUGUCCCUCCCCCCCCCCGAGACAUACUCUAGCCAUCCACUGUUGGUUAAAGUCAAAGCUCAGACUGUGGAAAGGGCCAGAUACAUCAUGAAGCGGUUGACCAAAGAGAAUGUGAAACAGUCUGGAAGGCAGAUUGGCAAGCUGAGCCAUAGCAAUCCCACUAUCCUCUUUGAUUAUAUGCUGUCUCAGAUCCAAUGGUACGACAACCUCAUUGUUCCAGUGGUGGACUCCUUGAAGUACCUCACAUCGCUCAACUAUGAUGUCUUGGCCUAUUGCAUCAUUGAGGCUCUGGCCAAUCCCGAGAAGGAGAAGAUGAAGCAUGACGACACCACCAUCUCUUCCUGGCUUCAGAGCUUGGCAAGUCUCUGCGGGUCUGUGUUCCGAAAAUACCCAAUUGAGUUGGCUGGCCUUCUUCAGUAUGUCACCAAUCAGCUCAAAGCAGGGAAGAGUUUUGACCUGUUGAUCCUCAAAGAGGUGGUGCAGAAAAUGGCUGGCAUUGAGAUCACAGAUGAGAUGACAUCCGAGCAGUUAGAGGCCAUGACAGGAGGAGAGCAACUCAAAGCUGAGGGUGGCUACUUUGGCCAGAUCAGGAACACUAAGAAGUCAUCACAGCGUCUGAAGGAUGUACUGCUUGACCAUGAGCUGGCCCUGCCACUGUGUCUACUUAUGGCCCAGCAACGAAAUGGUGUGGUUUUCUGUGAAGGUGGAGAAAAACAUCUUAAACUUGUCGGCCACCUCUAUGACCAGUGUCACGACACAUUGGUGCAGUUUGGUGGCUUUCUGGCUUCCAACCUCAGCACAGAGGACUACAUCAAGCGGGUUCCCUCUAUUGACGUGCUUUGUAACCAGUUCCACACUCCACAUGAUGCUGCUUUCUUCUUGUCUCGCCCUAUGUAUGCCCAUCAGAUUUUGUCUAAGUAUGAUGAGCUGAAGAAAGCAGAGAAGGGUAACCGGCAGCAACAGAAGGUACACAAGUAUGUGGCAGCCUGUGAAUAUGUGAUGACGCCGGUGCAUGAGGCUGUGGUGUCCCUCCAUCCUGCCAGGGUCUGGGAUGACCUUCGCCCUCAAUUCUAUGCCACCUUCUGGUCCCUCACUAUGUACGACCUUGCAGUGCCUCAGGCUGCUUAUGAGCGUGAGGUCAACAAGCUAAAGGUCCAGAUCAAAGCCAUCGAGGACAACCCAGAAAUACCCUUGAAUAAGAAAAAGAAGGAGAAGGAACGUUGUACUGCUCUGCAGGAAAAACUGCAGGAAGAGGAGAAGAAGCAGGUGGAGCAUGUCCAGAGGGUUCUACACCGCCUCAAACUGGAGAAGGACAACUGGUUAUUGGCCAAAUCUACAAAGAACGAGACCAUAACAAAGUUCCUGCAGCUCUGUCUGUUUCCUCGCUGCAUCUUCUCCUCCAUCGACGCUGUGUACUGUGCCCACUUUGUCGAGCUGGUCCAUCAACAGAAGACGCCCAACUUCUGCACCCUCCUGUGCUACGACAGGGUGUUCUCUGCUAUCAUUUACACUGUGGCCAGCUGUACGGAGAAUGAGUCUCACCGCUAUGGACGUUUCCUCUGCUGCAUGCUGGAGACGGUGACCCGUUGGCACAGUGACCGUUCAGUCUAUGAGAAGGAGUGCGUUAAUUACCCUGGCUUCCUGACAAUCUUCAGAGCCACAGGCUUCGAUGGAGGGAACAAAGCAGAUCAGCUAGAUUAUGAGAACUUCAGGCAUGUAGUGCACAAAUGGCACUACAUGCUGACUAAAGCUUCAGUUCACUGCCUGGAGACGGGAGAUUACACACAUAUUCGGAACAUUCUCAUUGUGCUUACCAAGAUCCUGCCCUGCUACCCUAAGGUCCUGAACCUGGGCCAAGCACUGGAGUGCCGUGUCCACAAGAUUUGCCUUGAGGAGAAGGACAAGAGGCCAGACCUCUAUGCCUUAGCAAUGGGUUAUUCAGGUCGGUUGAAAGCCCAGAAGGUGCACAUGGUCCCUGAAAAUGAGUUUCACCACAAGGAGCAGCCAGUACGCAGUGCCACCCCUGCCAAUCAACAGAACGGCCCUGGCAGCACAGGCAAGCCUGCCACCAGCACGAGCAAGACAGAGGAGGGGACAUCAGAGGAUAGUGAUCGGGGAAAGGAUAAAUCGCAGGGGACCACAAAACCAGUGAACAAAGCCAAUAGUGCAGCAGCCAAAGUGACCACCAGCAAUGGAAACAGUGCUGUCAACAGCACCAAAGUUAUUAAAGAGCGGGAUGACAAAGAGAAGAGCGGAAAGGAGAAAAAAGAGAAAAAGGAAAAGACACCAGGCACCACUCCUGAGACUAAGGUGGAGAACCGUCGGGAGAAGCAGAGAGACGAGAGAACAGGGAAGGAGGAGCGGGUGGCACGUGAGGGUAAGGAGAAGACCCCCAAGGCAGACAGGGAGAAAGUGAAGGCAGAGGAGAAGAGCAGCAAAGACGACAAGGCCAAAGCCGGCAACGGGGAGCCCGUGGAGCCAUCCAGGGAGCGCGACGCCAUCAAGGAGCCCAAGAACAAGGAGAAAGGAGACAGGAGUGCUGUGGCCGGGGCCCUGAAGUCACAAGUUCCCAGAUCAGAGUCAGCCGAAUCUGAGAGGGAUAACAAAAGACGAAAGCUCGACAGUCACUCUUCUCCGUCCCACUCCUCGUCUGUUAAGGACAAUAACAACGAACCCAAGGAGUCGACAUCCAAGCACCAUGUCAACUACAAUUCAGUAGCCCAGUCCAGAGAGAGGGAGACAGAGAAGAAAGACGCAGAGAGCACACAAGGCCGAUCCAAAGAGAAGAAGGAAGAAAAGGAUCGCAAAGAGAGGAAAAGAGACCACACUGUCAAUGACCAAGAGACGAGCCAAGAAUCCAAACGUAGGAAGGAUGAGAAUGGAACUAAUUCUUCCAAAAACAGCAAGAGUGUGAGUCCGUCUGACUCCCCACUUUCAGCUGAAAAAGAGAAGAGUAAAAGAUCUAAAUCUUCCAGUAAAGAGAAGGCAGAGUCUGUGAAACCUGAGCGAAUGUCCUCUGGAGGCAAAAAGGAGUCCAGACACGAUAAAGAGAAAUCUGAGAAGAAAGAAAAAAGGGACAGCAGUGGAGGAAAGGAUGAGAAAAAGCAUCAUAAAUCCUCUGACAAGCACAGAUAAUGUGCACUAAUCAGUGAAAGGUAAGAUGCAUUCAGCUUCUCUGCGAACAGCUCUCAGCGCAACAACCCAGUCAUCAGUGUUUGAUGU